AUGGGCAUCAGUUUUGGUUUGGGAACCAACCUCACUCUUGAGCAGGCCGAGCCUGUGUUACUGAGGGCCAUUGAGCUUGGCUGUACCUUCUGGGACACAGCUGCGGUGUACAGGGCUGGAGUCAAUGAAUCACUGCUAGGCGAGUGCAUCCGGAAACAUAAUGUCAGGAACAAGAUCUUUCUCGCGUCCAAAUGUGGGUUCGCUUGCUUCGAAGAUGGUGCAGUCACAAACUCUGCCGCUCACAUCAAGAAAUACAUCGAAGGAACCAUCGAGAGGCUGGGCUUCACACCCGACCUCUAUUACUUGCACAGAAUCGAUCCCAAGACCGACUUGGCAGAGUCAAUCCCAGCCUUGGACGAGAUCCGGAAAGCAGGGAAGACCAAGUACAUCGGAUUGUCCGAGUGCUCGGCCAAGACGCUUCGAAAGGCCAACUCGAUCGCCAAAAUAGAUGCUGUCCAGGCCGAAUACUCCGCAUUCGAGACACUACACGAGACGGAUCACUUGAUCAACGCUGCCCGUGAGCUGGGUGUUGCAUACGUCGCAUACAGUCCAUUAGGACACGGCUGGCUGGUGGAAGCCUUCGAUUAUGCGUCCCCGGAAGACUUCGCACCUGAUGAUUUCCGUCGCGGUGCCCCCAAAUUCCAAGGCGAGAAUUUCUACAAAAACAAAGCCAUCGUGGGGGAGAUCAAGAAGCUGGCCCAGCGGAAAGGGUGCACGCUCCCGCAAGUCGCGCUCGCAUGGGUGGCUGCGCAGGGCAUGAUUGCGAUUCCGGGUACUACGAAGCCGCAGCGUCUGGAGGAGAAUUGGGCUUCGAGGGAUGUUAAGCUCAAUGAUGAGGAGCUGAGGGAGAUGCAGACGAUUGUGGAGAAGGCGAAGCCGGAGGGGGAUAGGUAUGGCGAGAAGGCGCAGGCUAUGGUUGGGCAUUGA
Messenger RNA from Recurvomyces mirabilis, 927 nucleotides. RefSeq lists its product as uncharacterized. NCBI's taxonomy places the organism in Eukaryota, Fungi, Ascomycota, Dothideomycetes, Mycosphaerellales, Teratosphaeriaceae. The transcript has 6 exons. Gene Ontology annotation, cellular component: cytoplasm. Bases 1 to 927 code for a protein of 308 amino acids. The record is from RefSeq and is a predicted model, not a curated record.